GGGAGCGGUUUGAAUCAGGAAGUGCUGAGUGUGAACAUGGAUUCCAGACAGCAAGGAGAGAGCUGGAUGGAGGAUUUAAACUGCUCUAUUUGUCUGGAUUUCUUCACGGUUCCGGUUACACUGGAAUGUGGACAUAAUUUCUGUCGCUCCUGUAUCACCCAGAGUUGGGAAAAACGGGAGAUGAAGUCGUGCCCGGAAUGUAGACAGGGGUUUCUGGAAGUAAACUUUAGGGUGAAUCGUGUUUUAGCGAAUCUGGCCGAGAAAGCUCGAAAAUUAGAUCUGAAUCCACAAGAGAAGGAACGUGAACGUCACUGUGAGGAGCAUCAGGAAGAACUGAAACUGUUUUGUGAAACUGACAAGAAAUUGAUCUGCGUGAUUUGUAGAGAUUCCCGGGAACACAAGUCUCACAGCUUCCUGCCAAUUAAAGAAGCUGUUGGAAUGUACAAGGAGGAACUACGAACCUUCCUAAAACCAAUCGAGGACAAGAAAGAGGAAUGUAACACAGUUAUGAGAGAUUAUGAAAAAACAUUAAUGCACAUUCUGGACCAAGGUGUAAAAACAGAGAAACAGAUUAAAGCUGAAUUUGGAAAACUUCAUCAGUUUCUCCGUGAGGAAGAGAAGAUCUUGUUGGAAGAUUUGAAAAUGGAGAAAGAGAACAAGAGUCAGGAGAUGGAGGAGAUGACUAAAAAGAUAACAGAGGAAAUCACAUCCCUUUCAGUCAUUGUUCAGGAUAUUGAACAAGGGCUGAGGGAACAGGACAGCAUCACAUUUUUAACAAAAAUUCUGGAAUCAAAGGAAAGAGUGAAGCAAACUCUCCCAGAGCCACAGAAGGUUUACCCUUUAAUAAAUGUGGGCAAGUACAUUGGCUCCCUGCAGUACAGAGUGUGGAAAAAGAUGCUGACGGUGAUUAAUACAGCUCCAAUCACCUUGGACUCUAACACAGCUCAUCCUGAUCUUCUCCUGUCUGAGGACCUGAGCACCGUCAGUUGUAAUGGGAAACAACAGCAGCUUCCUAGAAAUCCAGAGAGAUUUGUUCGGAGUGUCCAGGUCCUGGCAUUGGAGGGAUUUACAUCAGGGAAACAUUCCUGGGAGGUGGAGGUGGGGAACCAGACAGAGUGGGCGGCGGGAGUAGUCAAUGAGUCCAUCAACAGGAAGGAGGCCUUCAGCUUAAUUCCAGGAAAUGGAUACUGGUCUGUGAAGCUGAGAGAUGGGAAUAAAAACAGGACUGGUGACACAUCAUCAAAACGCUCAGAGCCUGGUGUUAACAUGAAAAAAAUCCGUGUCUGUCUGGAUUAUGAGGGAGGGAAGGUGUCCUUUUAUAACUCAGAGAACAAGACCCACAUUUAUACUUUCACUGGGACAUUCACUGAGAAACUCUAUCCCUUCUUCAGCUCUUCACUCACUGAUGGGAGUAAAAACACAGACCCCUUGACAAUCUGUCCACGGAGAGUAACAAUCCAGGAAGAUGAAGGUUUUGUCCCUAUUUUCAAACAAAACAGUUGCAAAGAAGUCCCAAAAAUACCGAAACAUCAUUGAUAAAUACCCAGAAGUCUGGGAAAACCUUUUGCAAUUUUCAAAAAGGGAUUAGAUAAAUGCUUGAAGGUGAACCAUUUCCAGGGCUGAGGGGAUAGAGAAGGGAAGUGGGACUAAUUGGAUAGAUCUUUCAAAGAGAUUUGAUGGGCCAAAUGGCCUCCUCCACAACAGGAUUCCACGAAUAGAUAAUCUCAAUUUUGAAUUAUCCUCACAUGAUACUUUAAUUUCCAAAACAUUUUAUCUUAGAACAACUAGUCAGUUCUUGGAUUCUGUGUCAAGGGGAUGCACUUGGUGUUAAUUAACACAGGGGAUCAUAAGAAUAGGAGCAGGCCAUUGGUACAAUCCUGCUCAAUUGUGUCAGCAAAUUUGGAUAUUUCAUUCCAAAUUUUAAUUCCAUUAUCAAAGUCAUUGAUGAGUAUUGUAAAUAAUUGAAGCCCCACCAUAGAUCCCUGGGAGACACCACUAGUCAUGUGCUGCCAAUUUGGGCACUUAUUCAUUAUUCCAACUCUUUGCCACUCAACCAUUAUUCUUUCCAUGUCAGUAAUUUGCCUUCAGUCUCAUCCUUUUCCACCUCAGCUAACAACCUGUCGUGUGGGAUUUUAUCAAAAGCCCUCUGGAGGUUCACACAAACAAUAUCCAUCGACUGACAUCUGUCCAGCACAUUUGUCAGCUCUUCAAAAAAAAAUCUCCAAGUGGAAAUGAGAAUGUUAGUUAGUCAAACAGAAGACUGCAUGGCAAUGAAGAAAGAGUGUUGGGGUCAGACAAACCAGUCUAACAAGACUCAUGAUUCACUGUCAAGCUGUUGGGGAGUAGGGGGCUGGUGCAGGAGGUGGCAAUGGGGUGGGCUGGAGGACCUGAGUGUUACACCCUGUAGGGUAAGAAACGUCUGUUUCAACAUUUUCUCUCAGAAUCUUAACGUGGGCAGGAACAGUUAUCACAGGGUGGCACAGUGGCACAGUGGUUAGCACUGUUGCCUCACAGCUCCAGGGACCCGGGUUUGAUUCCAGCCUU
This is a messenger RNA of Chiloscyllium plagiosum (whitespotted bambooshark), 2544 nucleotides long. The record is from RefSeq and is a predicted model, not a curated record. Lineage: Eukaryota; Metazoa; Chordata; Chondrichthyes; Orectolobiformes; Hemiscylliidae.